CGGAGGAGGAAGGUUGCACGCAGAGCGGAAUAUCACUGCGCUCCCCGCGGUUUCCGCUCCCCUGUUCUUUUUCUCUUCCUUCCUUUCUCCGCUGUUGCCGAGAUCCCGGAUCCAAGAUGGAGUCUCUAAAUAAAGCGGGGCAAGAGAUGAGCCUGGCGGCCUUAAAGCAGCACGACCCCUACAUCACCAGCAUCGCCGACGUGACCGGCCAGGUGGCCCUUUAUCGCUUCAGUCCAAAGGCCAACGAAUGGGAGAAGACUGACAUAGAAGGUACCUUAUUUGUGUAUAAAAGGUCUGCUUCACCUUACCAUGGUUUUACGAUUGUAAAUCGAUUGAACAUGCACAACUUGGUUGAGCCCGUAAACAAAGACUUGGAGUUUCAACUUCAUGAACCUUUUCUUCUUUAUAGAAAUGCCAACUUGUUAAUUUACAGUAUCUGGUUUUAUGAUAAGAAUGACUGUCAUCGAAUAGCAAAACUCAUGUCUAAGGUGGUACAGGAAGAAACUCAGAGAUCGCAGCAACAAUUUCAGGAUAGAAAACAUGUCAGUCGAGUUAAUGGUUGCACAGAUAUUCUAGAGUUGCUUAGUAAAGCAAAGGUUGAAUAUGAACGGAAUCAGAAAAGUGACUUAAUUUCAGGGACACAAGAAAGAGGAAAUCUUACAAAGACUGAAAAUACAGAGGCAUCUGAAUACGAAACACCAGUGUUACAAGUCCAAGAUCAUUCAUGUCAGUCCAUCCCUAAACAUCUAACAGUGGAAGAAUUAUUUGGAACUUCAUUACCAAAGGAAAACUCCACAGCUCCCAUGUCCAAUCCAGAGAGGAUAGAGAAAACUGAUACCUCAUGCAGAGAACACAAUUUGCUUUUACCCUUUUCAUUUGAACAAUCAACAGUGAUCCAUCAGCCUCUGGGGAAACUGGACGCUCCAAGCCUCAAAAAUAACUCUUUGACUUUAUUACCACAGGAAUGUGUACCAUCUGUACUAACUUCAUCACCUUCAGUUUUGCAACCUGAAGUAAAUAAAGUUUCAAACUAUAAUGUGCAUUUAAGUCCUAUCCUUAAUUCGACUUUGGCAACAGAAGCACCUUGUGGUCCAGUGCUGCAGAAUAUCAAUGCAAACAAUAAUGUAACGCAAGUCAUGCAGCAGACUACCAAGCAAAUACCUUCACUUGUGAAUCAGACAUUGUGCGAUAUGAACCACGGUACACAAAAUGUAAGUUCUGGUCAAAACCAAUUCCUAGGAUCAAUGACUUUGCCAAAUACAGGAGAUGCUUCAAACACAUCACUUCCCAGUGUAGAUCUUCUUCAAAAACUCAGGUUGACACCACAACAUGACCAAAUGCAGCAAUCUCUUAUUAAAACCCCAGUAGCACCAAAUGCUGCUUCUGCUAUUAGUCAACUGGCAACACCAGAUUGUUUCAAGGAAUCCCACAUCAAGCAACAGGCUUUGACUUGUAAAGUCAUUCAUCCCUAUCAGGUUACACAGCAAAAUAAGGAGCCUGAAACGUUUCCAAAUCCUAAAGUGUUGUCAAAAGCAAACCAGGUUGCUUCUACACAGUUUGCUACCACUGCAACCACAAUUGCACCUUCUGUCCUCCUUUCACCUAGUGUGUUUCAACAGUCCACUAUGAAAUCCUCUGAAAUGGAAAAUAAAGUUGGCUCACCUUCUCCUGUUACACUUGGUACAGAUGUUCAGACAUUACCUCCAGCGGUACUCAGUAGAUCUCAACUUCAGCAAACUUUGAUACAUCUAAUAAAGAACGAUGCAAAUUUUCUUAAUACUCUACAUGAAGUCUAUUUACAAGUCUUGACCAAGGAUACUGAUAGCAUCAAGCUAUAACUGCAAUGAAUUGAAUCCUACUGACCACCUAUCUGCUUCAGAAACAUUAUGCCUCUUCUGUACAACUCUUAUAUUUUAAAGACAUUUUUUGAGUUCCUGAAGUCUUUCUAAGCCUCCAAGGAAUGCUGUUCCUUAGAAAUAUUGUAUAAAUAAUGUUCUAAGAAAUGGUGUGGUUUCACUGUGACCAGUUACCAGCAGGAUUUUAUUUCUGUAUGGGAAAUAUGGUCUUAACGUUUAACAGCACAUUUUUCUUAUUGUUUUAAGCAGUGUCAAAUAUUUGAUAUAAUUCUUUACCAUAUGCACCCUGAAUGUUCAGGAUAACUAAAGAACAUCAACAGUUGUGAAACCAGCUUCAAAUUUAAGGAGCCAUGGAAGAGUUUAAGAGGAUACUUCUAAGGCUUUCAAAUGAAUGGAUAUGCAGUAUAACAUUUCUGCUUUUAGCCUUAACAUAGCAACAGUAUGACCUCUGGGUCAUAUCAACCACAAAUUGGCUCUUCUGUAUGCAGAAUACGCAUUCACUUUUACUAGGAAUAUAUGAAAUAUGAUUUCCCUUGAACAAUAAGUUCAGUGUGUUUUGUCAGAGAUAUAUAUAUAUUUUUAAAAAACAUUUUAAAAAAUUAUUUCUGUGGAAUAUCAUUUUCCCCCCUAUCCAGGUCAAAUGCCAAUUUUGGUAUAGAUUUUCCUGUAGAAAGGUUGACUUGUUUCUAGAUAAGCUGUUGUUCAGUUACUGUUUGGAAUAGUAUUAAGAACUCUCCCUAAACUUACAUUAUAUACUGCUGUAAAGAUCAAACUUCUUCCCAAAAUAAGUCAGAAUCUGAUCUCUGUUUUAUAUGCUGCUAUUGGUCUUUUGUGAUUUCUAUUUAUUUUAUUCUAGCAUGUUACAGUAGCUAGCAAUACUUAAGUGAUAACAUAUACUCGAUUUACUCAAGCAAUAGCAAUGUAAAGAUUAGCAUUUUUAAAAUUAUGUCUUUGUUUUAUAUUGUGAAACGUAAUUUUGUAGUCAGUUUAGCCAUUCAAGUUGCACUGCUUAUUUUUCAAAGCAUGGUUGAAAUGGAGGAGGAGCAUAGUCUUCGCUCUGUAUAUUAUGGUAUAUUUCUGUGAAGCCAUUAAAAAGAGGGCUGGCAAAAAAAUAAUAUCCUACUAUAUAUGCCCAAGAGAAUCUGGAGUAAAUCUUACUGGUCACUAUCAGUGUGAUAAUGAAGAUGGCAUCAUUAUCCAGUUGUUAUUUCUAAUUCAUCAAUGAAGUUUUGAUUAUUGUGACUCCAUCACAAAUCAGUGUUUUUGAUAUAAACUAUGUGUUAUUUUUUUUUAACUAAUCAAUAUGUACACUUAGAUUUUGAGUGAUUUUAGGUAGAAGUUUUUAUGUUUAGCAAACUCUGCCUUCUGAAAGAACCUCUUCAGCCUUUGAAAGUGUUUCUAAUAACAUAGUAUUUUAUAUUGGUUAUAUGUACAAAAUUCAGGGAAAUAUGUGUAUAGUGACACAUAUUUGACAGGCUUUAAUAGUGAAACUCAAAAGUAUCUUUUCAGGCUUCGUAGACUUUUUAUAGAAAACCAGAAAGCUCUCUGCUUGUACACUGGAUUUGUUGUAGCACACCCAUGUACGUAUACCAACAACAAAUUUGCUUAGUGCAGCAUUCUUCCAUGUAUAAUUACAGGCUAUUGUCAGACUAUUAAAACUGAAUUUUGUUACCGUGUUUUGUUUAUGGACAAGAAAGAAAUACACAGUCAUAAAUUAUUGUAGAAAAAUAACCUCAGCCAUAUAUGUGAGAUUUGCAGUGAUGAAACAUAUGAAGUAUGAUAACAGUGAAUGCAAGUAUUAUAUUAAAUAUAUAGAGAAAAAGUUUCCUUGACAAUGAAUGUACUUUUAAGUUCCUCGGUCUCCAAGAAUUAAUGAGAAAGGGAAUAUUGCUUUAAACAGCAAAGAUAUAUCUUUGGUAUAUUUGCUCCAAUAAAACUUUUUUUAUUCUCAUUUACUCUUUUGUGUUGAAAAGCAGUGCAAAAGUUAGUUCAUGGCAAUUCUAAAUUCUUCAGGACCUAUAUAAGGAUCACAAAAUAAGUCUCUAUUCUUCAGAAAACAUCCUUAAUUAGAAGGUAGUUUGAAAGCUUAGUGAUUUUUAACAUUUUUCAUUGAUACUGAGUCCUCUACGCACGUUAACAUUGCAAUACGUAGCUUACACUAGGAGAAGAGGGAUGUACUAUGUAGUACAAAGCACUGUUGGCAGCAUUCACUGUUAUCACACUAGUGCUCUUAUUGCUUGUGGUCAUGUGACAAAACGCUUUUUAAGAAUUGCUUUGACAAACUAAACUGCAGAGUAAAAUCACAGAUGUUUACAAGAUGUGAAAUCACUGGACAGCUUUAGCCUGAUUACCUAAAUUUUUAGUAAAAGUUUCACUUUAUAAUCUCUCUUAUUGUUCUCUGCAUGCACCAAUAACAAAUGCUUAAAUAACCAAUUUAGGCUAUUGAUUUUAAUUUUUCUCCUGGCAAAGUAUCUCUUGAAAGUAGCUCAUAUUUUAGACUGUAUUCUAAAAUGAAUAUACACUAUCUAAGCAUGUAUUUUUACACUGCCUAUAUGCAACUUCUAAAAAAGUUUAAUAUUUGUCUAAAGUGGCUUUCAAAUAUGCAGCUUAUUGAAGAUCUGAUUGUUGUUUUGUAGGUAAAGAUAUUGUCUUUGAAUUGUGCCUAAUAACUAUACAUUUGUGACACAUUUUACAGCAUCUAAUAUUUUGCAAAGGCCUAAGGCACAAUGUGACACAGAAAAGCAAUUUGUAUUUUCAGUCUUGAAAUGGAACUUAUAUUUCAAACUGAUUAAAUUUUAAUUUUUCCUA
Molecule: messenger RNA, 4664 nt
Organism: Pantherophis guttatus
Lineage: Eukaryota; Metazoa; Chordata; Lepidosauria; Squamata; Colubridae
Gene: DCP1A
Product: decapping mRNA 1A
Biological process (GO): deadenylation-dependent decapping of nuclear-transcribed mRNA; deadenylation-independent decapping of nuclear-transcribed mRNA; positive regulation of catalytic activity
Cellular component (GO): P-body
Molecular function (GO): mRNA binding; enzyme activator activity
Source: RefSeq, a predicted model, not a curated record